Molecule: messenger RNA, 369 nt
Organism: Olea europaea var. sylvestris
Lineage: Eukaryota; Viridiplantae; Streptophyta; Magnoliopsida; Lamiales; Oleaceae
Exons: 3
Coding region: 1-369 (122 amino acids)
Source: RefSeq, a predicted model, not a curated record
AUGUCUCCAUACUGCCUGAUUUUUGGGAAAGCAUGUCAUCUACCAUUGGAGUUGGAGCACCGAGCAUUUUGGGCUAUGAAACAGUUGAAUAUGGAUCUCAAGGCUACUGCUUACGAGAACUCAAAGUUGAUCAAGGAGCGCACCAAGAGAUGGCAUGAUUUACACAUUCAGAGGCGAGGGGUUGAAGUUGGCCAGAAAGUGUUAUUGUACAAUUCUAGACUCAAACUCUUUCCAGGAAAGCUAAGAACAAGGUGGUCGGGUCCCUAUACCAUAACUAAGGUGAUACAAUAUGGGGCUAUUGAAGUGAGUCACGAAACCAAAGGUCAUCGAUCAUUCACGCAUGAUAGUCUAGGCACUACACGCUUAUAG